Molecule: messenger RNA, 459 nt
Organism: Anisakis simplex (herring worm)
Lineage: Eukaryota; Metazoa; Nematoda; Chromadorea; Rhabditida; Anisakidae
Source: the annotation of a GenBank genome assembly
AUGAAUUUUUCGCUCACGUGUUUGAACUUCAUACUUCUUCCGUUCAAAUCCGAUGCGAAAUGUUGUUGCUACCCAUCAUCCUCAGGCCAGAAACCAGCGACGAGUGGGACAGGAGUGCCAGCAGGGGGAGGACCGCACGUAACACCAGGAGGAGGAGGAGGAGGAGGAGAGAACGUACCGCCAGGAGGAGGAGGACAGCAUGUACCACCAGGAGGAGGAGGAGGAGAGCACGUACCGCCAGGAGGGGGAGGACAGCAUGUACCGCCAGGAGGUGGAGGACCGCACGGGCCAGGACCCCAAGUACCACCAGGAGGGCCGAGACCGCUAUACCUGAGCGAUGCGGCAAAUUUUAUGAGCCUGCAAGAUGAUUUACAUCAGUUCGACGACGAAACACCGAAAACUGUUGAACGCAGCAUAACGGAUGAUUAUCCAACAAUCGCCCGNGAGCCUGCAAGAUGA